Megalops cyprinoides (Indo-Pacific tarpon) is the source of this 11221-nucleotide messenger RNA. RefSeq names its product reelin (gene reln). The record is from RefSeq and is a predicted model, not a curated record. The transcript has 65 exons. Gene Ontology annotation, molecular function: lipoprotein particle receptor binding. NCBI's taxonomy places the organism in Eukaryota, Metazoa, Chordata, Actinopteri, Elopiformes, Megalopidae. The coding region runs from base 289 to 10698 and encodes 3469 amino acids. Gene Ontology annotation, biological process: neuron migration; central nervous system development.
UGAGGUAUUUAAGCACAGAGCAGGACAGCGCAGGCAAGCUCUCAACUCCCAGCGAGUGAAGGGAGGAGGACUGGAGCAGAAAGUAGCAGCCCGUUUGGCCACAGACACGCGCACCCUCACGCCACUCUGACACCUUCCCUCGCUCCGCUCGCCAACUCCACACCUGGACUCCUAGUUUCUGUUGGAACUGUACCCGCCGGCCGGCCCUCCCCCCCCCUCUCCAGCACCCCUCCCUCUGUCGUCUCUCUCUCUCACACACACUCGCUCGCUUCCCUGGCUCCCGGCGGGAUGGCGCGGGCCUCUCUCGGGGCCGCCCUGAGCUGCGCCCUGCUGGCCCUGGCGCUGGGCAGCGGCAUGGAUUUGGGGACCCCCCCGGCGGGGUUCUACCCCCGCUUCAACCCCUUCUUCUUCCUGUGCACCCACCACGGGGACCUGGAGGGGGGCAGUGUGGCGGAAGGGGGGGGCGAGGUGCUCCUCACGCUGCAGAUCGCGGGGAACCCCACCGCCUACACCCCCGGACAGGAGUACCAGGUGACGAUUUCCACCAGUACCUAUUUCGACGGUCUGCUGGUCACAGGGCUCUACACCUCCACCACCGUCCAAUCAGCUCCCAUCCCUCCACCCGCUGCCUUUGGCUUCGGAGUGAUGUCGGAGCGCCAGUUCGGGACGCAGUUUGUGUGCAGUGUGGUGGCGUCCCACGUCAGCCACCUGCCCUCCACCAGCCUCAGCUUCGUCUGGAUCGCCCCCCCACCGGGCACCGGCUGCGUCAACUUCCUGGCCACAGCCACCCAUCGAGGACAGAUCAUCUUCAAGGAUGCUCUGGCCCAACAGCUGUGUGAGCAGGGAGCUCCAACUGAGUCCCCGCUGCGGCCCAGUCUAGCUGAGAUACACGGGAAGCACGUUAUCCUCCGAGACGACUUCGACUCCAACCAGCUGGGAGAGCUGGACUCCAGCAUCUGGUCAGAGUGCAGUAACUGUGAGAUAGGCGAGCAGUGUGGUGUCCUGAUGCACGGGCGGUCGCUGACCUUCUGCGAUCCGUUUGGACAGAGAGAGCUGACCACCAUGCCUCUCAACACCAGCACAGCCUCUGUCUUGCAGUUCGCCCUGGGUUCGGGCUCCUGCCGGUUCAGUUACUCGGAUCCCUGCAUCACCGUGGCCUACAGCCUGAACAGCUCGGACGAGUGGACCACCCUGGAGAGGAUCAGGGCCCCCUCCAACAGCAGCACGGUGGUGCACCUCGUACCCCUGCCCCUCCAGGCCCGGGGCGAGGGGGUGCGUCUGCGUUGGUCCCAGGAGGCUGUGCCCGGUCCCGAGGGGUACGAGUCCUGCUGGGGGCUGGACAAUGUGCUGCUGGUGAAUGCCGCACACCGGCCCCCGCUGCUGGAGGAUAACCUGGACCCUCCUGACACAGCCAACUGGCUUUUCUUCCCUGGAGCCACUGUCAAGCACGCCUGUCAGUCAGAGGGCAACGCCUUGUAUUUCCAUGGCAACGAGGGGACCGGGCAUAGUUUCGCCUCCACCCGGGACGUGGACCUGCACCGCGAGGAGGGGCGCAGCUAUUGGGAGGAGGACUUUGAGAGCCCCCCCUCAGGCUGGGAUAUCGAGGGUGCGGUGUACGGGACGCAGUGCGGGGAGGUGGAGUCGGGCUUGGCCCUGGUGUUCCAGCGGGACGGGGAGAGGAAGGUGUGCACCCCUUACCUGGACACCACGGCCUACGGCAACCUGCGCUUCCACUUCACAAUGGGUGGGGGACAGUGUGACCCCGGAGAGUCCCACGAAAACAACGUCAUCGUUUUCGGGCGAUCGGAGGGACGGAGAGAGCACAUUCUGCUGGACACCUUACCCUACUCCUCUUACAGGACCCCCUCGGUGGUUUCGAUCGCCCUGCCCACGGACCUGCAGACCCCGGUGACCCAGUUCUGCCUGGAGCAGCGCACCCACGGCGGCCCCAACCGCCACGUCUGGGCCGUGGACUUCAUGCAGCUGCUGCCGGUGCUGCCCGGCACCCACACGCACGUGGCCCAGUUCUCCAUCAACCUGGGCUGCGGGUCCUACCAGCCUGCCAACAGCGUCAACCUGGAGUUCUCCACCAAUCACGGUCGCUCCUGGUCCCUCCUGCACACGGAGUGCCUGCCUGAGCUGUGUGCUGGACCCCACCUUCCCCACAGCACGGUCUACUCCUCCGACAACUACAGCGGGUGGACCAGGAUAUCCAUCCCGUUGCCCAACGCAGCCCUGACGGAGAGCACCCGAUUCCGCUGGAAACAGACCGGACUGGGCACCGGGAACAUGUGGGCCAUUGACAAUGUGUACCUCGGCCCAUCCUGCCUACGCUUCUGCUCUGGAAGAGGACACUGCUCUCGCACCGGCUGCAAGUGCGACCCGGGAUUCAGUGGGCCGGCCUGCGAGCUGGCCUCUCAGACCUUCCCAGCGUUCCUGUCGGAGGGGUUCUCCAGCGCACGCCUCUCGUCCUAUCACAGCUUCUCGUCCCUGCGCGGGGCAGAGGUCAGCUUCGGCUGUGGCGUGCUGGCAAGUGGCAAGGCCCUGGUGUUUAACCGAGACAGCCGCAGGCACCUGGUCACCGCGCCGCUGGACAGCACUCAGGCCAGGUACCUCCAGUUCACGCUGAGGCUAGGCAGUCGCAGCACUCUGAGCUCCUGUCCUGCCCCCGAUCAGCCAGGAGAGGGCGUCCUCCUCCACUACUCCUCCGACAACGGCAUCACCUGGACCCUGCUGCAGCACUACUCCUACCAGGGCUUCCACGAGCCCAGGAUCGUCUCUGUGGAGCUGCCCCCUGGGGCACGUAAGUUCGGGGUACAGUUCCGCUGGUGGCAGCCCUACCACUCGGGACGGGGGCAGGACGUGUGGGCACUGGAUGAGAUCACCAUGACCUCCGUGCUCUUCAACACCAUCAGCCUGGACUUCAGCAACGUGCUGGACGUCACCCAGAGCCUGGGCUUCUACCUGGGCCAUGUGCAACCGUACUGCCAGCACGACUGGACUCUCAGCUUCUCCGGGGAGCCCAGCCCUGGCUCCAGUAUCCGCUACGUGGAGACGCAGUCCAUGCAGAUCGGGGCGUCCUACACCCUUCAGUUCUCCCUGGUGAUGGGCUGUGGCCGGGAGCCCUCCCCCAACAUCGACACGCAGGUCCGCCUGGAGUUCUCCACCAAUCACGGGCUCACCUGGCAUCUCGUGAAGGAGGCCUGUCUGCCCGGGAUGCCCAGCUGCCCAGAGUUCACUGCGCCCAGCGUGUACCAUCCCUCUGAGUUCACUGACUGGAGGAGGAUAACACUCCCCCUGCCUCACAAGACCUGGUCCAGCGCCACCCGUUUCCGCUGGAUCCAGAACUACUACGGCGAGCAGGACGAGUGGGCCCUGGACGACAUCUACAUCGGGCAGCAGUGUCCCAACAUGUGCCACGGCCAUGGCUGGUGUGACCAUGGCCACUGCAGGUGUGACGACGGCUUCUCUGCCACGGACUGCCAGCCCUCCUCCCCUCUCUCCUCCAGUGUCCUCUCGGACUUCGAGUCCCAGACUUCCCUGGUCACCGCGUGGCAGGAGGUGAUUGGUGGAGAGAUUGUGACCCCUGACCAGGGCUGUGGAGUCGUCUCAUCGGGGUCCUCGCUCUAUUUCAACAAGGCUGGACUGAGGCAGCUGGUGAGCAGGGAUCUUGACACGGAGUGGGCGGAGUUUGUGCAGUUCUACCUGCGCGUGGGCGGAGACUGGGCGGAGUGUAACCAUGCCGACAGCCGAGAGGAAGGCGUGCUGCUGCAGUACAGCAACGAUGGGGGCAUCAGCUGGGGCCUCAUCGCCGAGAUGUACUUCACUGACUUCACCAAGCCUCGGUUUGUGCAUUACGAGCUGCCCCUGGCCUCCAAGACCCCCUGCACCCGGUUCCGCUGGUGGCAGCCCCUUCACUCCGGGGAGGGCUAUGACCAGUGGGCCAUCGAUGACAUCAUCAUCCUGUCCGAGAGGGAGAAACACAUCAUCCCUAUUGCCAACCCCACCCUGCCUCAGAACUUCUAUGAGAAGCCGGCCUUCGACUACCCUCUGAACCAGAUGAGUGUGUGGCUGAUGCUGGGAAACGAGGGCAUGGAGGAGAGGAACGACAGCUUCUGUGCCCCCACGCCGUCCGCCAUGGUGUUCGGGCGCUCUGAUGGGGACAGGGUGGCGGUGACCCGGGACCUGGCCCUCCGCCCCGGCUACACCCUUCAGUUUAAGCUGAACAUCGGCUGUGAGUCUCAGUUCAGCGCCUCGGCCCCAGUGAUGCUGCAGUACUCCCAUGAUGCCGGGCGCAGCUGGGCGCUGGUGAGGGAGGGCUGUUACCCCGGCUCGCCAGGAGGGGGCGGCUGUGAGGGCAGCGGCCGGGAGCUGCGGGAGCCCACCGUCUACAACACCGGAGACUACGAACGCUGGAGCAGGGUUACCGUGGUGAUACCCCGCAACGUGGCUGCCAGCAAGACGAGGUUCCGCUGGUUCCAGGAGAGCAGUGUGUACCGGGACGCCCCGCCCUUCGCCCUGGAUGGGGUGUACAUCUCUGAGCCCUGUCCCAACCACUGCGGGGGACACGGGGACUGUAUCUCUGGAGUCUGCUUCUGUGACAUGGGCUACACAGUGGAGCAGGACAGCUGUGUGCCGGCCACGCCCAGCCCCACGGAGCUGGCCGAGGGCUUCGAGGGGAAGCUGAGCCCCCUGUGGGAGAGCCUGAGCGGGGGGCAGAUCGGGGGAGGCUGUGGGACCAUCAGCGAGGGGAAGGCCCUGUACUUUAGCAGUGCCGGGAGGAGAGAGGCCCGAACCGUCCCCCUGGACACCACCAAUACCCGUCUUGUCCAGUUCUAUAUCCGGAUUGGUGGGAAGAGUAUGGGUCCCACUUGUACUCGGCCUCGCUCUCGCAAUGAAGGGGUGAUCGUUCAGUUCUCCACCAACAACGGUGUGCAGUGGCACUUCCUCAGAGAGCUGGAUUUCAGCUCCUUCCUGGAGCCCCAGGUGGUGACCAUCGAGCUGCCCCCCCCCGCCAAGACACCCUAUACUGUGUUCCGCUGGUGGCAGCCGCAGCAGGGGAAGCACUCGGCACAGUGGGCUCUGGACGACGUUCUGAUCGGGAUGAACGACAGCUCCAGGACCGGCUUCCACGACAAGUUUGACGGGACGUCCCCGCUGAGGUACAACUGGUACCGCGUGCAGGGGGGCGAGGUGACAGUGGACUGCCUGUCGCUGGACACCGCGCUGACCUUCAACACAGAGUCCAAUGAGAAGAAACCCCGGUACGCAGAGAGCUGGGAUUUCGAGGUUUCCGGCUCCUCCUUCCUGCAGUUUGACCUGAGCAUGGGCUGCAGUAAGUCCGUGUCUCCCGCGCACGGCGUGCGGCUGGAGUACUCCACUGACUGCGGGCGGCACUGGGCCCUGCUCACGCCCGAGUGCGUGCCCCCCGCCAUCGGCUGCGCCGGCUACACCCAGAGCUCCGUCUACAGCGCCCCCCAGUACUCCCGCUGGAGGAGGGUCACCGUCUACCUGCCCAGCGCCGCCAACUCUCCCAGGACGCGGUUCCGCUGGAUCCAGCCCCAGUUCACCCCCGGGGCGGACGGCUGGGCUCUGGACAACGUGCUGCUGGCACCCGGCUGUCCCUGGAUGUGCUCCGGACACGGGCUGUGUGACAACGGCCGCUGCGUGUGUGAUCGGGGGUAUGGGGGGGCUCACUGUGUCCCUCUUGCCCCUCUGCCCUCCAUACUGAGGGACGACUUUAACGAGAACCUGCGGUCAGAGCAGUGGACGGAGGUGUACGGAGCAGAGAGGGGGACCCUCAGUGGGGAGCCCCUCAAAUCGGGCACCGCCCUCAUCUUCAAAGGGGAGGGCCUCCGCAUGCUGGUGUCCCGGGACCUGGACUGCACCAGCACCCUUUACAUCCAGUUCUCCUUCAAGUUCAUCACCAAGGGGGUCCCAGAGCGCUCUCAUUCAGUGCUCUUGCAGUACUCUGUGAAUGGAGGCAUUAGCUGGCUGCUGCUGGAUGAAUUCUACUUCCCCACGUCCACCGACACUCUGUUCCUGCACCUGCCCCUACCGCCCAGCGCCCAGACCAACGCCACACGCUUCAGACUGUGGCAGCCGUACAACAGUGGUAAGAAGGAAGAGGUGUGGGUGAUUGAUGACCUCAUCAUCGACGGCAGCUCUUUGCAGAACCCCCCACUCUUAUCAGACAGUUUUGAGGGGGGGCCACAGGAAAACAGCUGGCUCUUCUAUCCUGGGGGCAACACUGGACUCUAUUGCCCUUUCCAGAAGGGGGCGCUGCAGGACGACUCGGCUAUGGUGUUUGUGUCCAGUGAACUGGGGGAGCAUUCCAUCACAACCAGGGACAUUGAUGUCAAUGAGAACACCAUCAUCCAGUUUGAGAUCAAUGUGGGCUGCACAGCGGACAGCUCCUCCUCUAACCCUGUGCGUCUGGAGUUCUCCCGGGAUUUCGGGGCGACCUGGCACCUCCUGGUUCCGCUGUGUUCCGGGGGUCCCCAGCCCAGCUCUCUCUGCUCCACUGAGCUGCACCCCGCCAGCGUGUACUACCCCGGGACCAGCCAGGGCUGGAGGAGGGAGGUCAUCCAUUUCGGAAAACUGCGCCUGUGCGGGUCGGUGAGGUUCCGCUGGUACCAGGGCUUCUACUCGGGCGGCACCCCUCCCCCGACCUGGGCCCUGGACAGCGUGUACAUCGGCCCGCAGUGCCAGGACAUGUGCAGCGGGCACGGGGCGUGUGUGGGGGGCACGCACUGCGCCUGCGACCCAGGCUACUCCGGCCCGGACUGCUCCCUCCCCGACACCCCCAACCCCGACUUCCUGAAGGAGGACUUCGAAGGGGGCUCCAUGCAUGCAGACCGCUUCAGUCUGCUCAGUGGAGGGAAGCCAUCCAGGAAGUGUGGCAUCAUGUCCAGCGGGAACCACCUGUUCUUCAGUGAGGACGGCCUGCGCAUGCUGGUCACCACCGACAUGGACCUGUCCAACGCCAGGUUUGUGCAGUUCUUCCUGAGGCUGGGCUGUGGGAAGGCCCCCCCGGACCCCCGCUCCCAGCCAGUGCUGCUGCAGUUCUCCACGGACGGAGGCCUGACCUGGACCCUGCUGCAGGAGUUCCUCUUCAGCAACAGCAGCAACCACGCCCGCCUGGUCGCCCUGGAGAUCCCGCUGCGCGCCCGCACCCCCUCCACGCGCCUGCGCUGGUGGCAGCCCUCCGAAAACGGACACUUCUACAGCCCCUGGGUCAUGGACCAGGUGGUGGUGGGAGGCAGUGCCAGCGGGUGGGGGCCCCUGGAGGAUGACUUCUCCUCCAUGGACGGCCGCUCCUGGCUGCUGCACCCGGGGGGGACCCGCAUGCCCGUGUGCGGCUCGGAGGGCGAGGCCUUCGCCUUCAUCGAGAAGUCCAACACCCGCUACGCCGUCACCACUGACAUCAGCCUGGGGCAGGACGCCUUCAUACAGUUCGACUUCUCCGCCUCCUGCUCCGUCACCAACUCCUGCUACGCGAUCGAGCUGGAGUUCUCCCUGGACCUGGGUCUGACGUGGCAGCCCCUGGUGAGGGACUGCCUGCCCACCAGCCCUGACUGCUCCGCCUACACCCUGCAGAGGCUGCUGGUCUCAGACACCUACAACAAGUGGGGGCGUGUCACCCUACCCAUCCCCGCCUAUGCCAGGUCUCCCGCCACCCGUUUCCGCUGGUACCAGCAGGCACCGUUUGACAAGCAGCAGACCUGGGCGCUGGACAACCUGUACAUCGGAGACGGCUGCCCGGACAUGUGCUCGGGACACGGCCGCUGCCAGCAGAGCACCUGUGUGUGUGACGCAGAGUGGGGUGGGGAGUACUGCGACGAGCCCCAGUCCCCCCUGCCCUCCCAGCUGAAGGACAGCUUCAGCCGCCCCCCCUCCCCGAGCAGCUGGCACCUCCUGACCGGGGGCAAGCUGAGCACUGUGUGUGGGGCUGUGGCCUCUGGGGCAGCGCUGCACUUCAGUGGGAGCUGUAGCCGUCAGCUGGUGACAAUGGACCUGAACCUGACUAACGCCGAGUUCGUCCAGUUCUACUUCAUGUACGGCUGCAUGAUCCCACCUAGCAACCGUAACCAGGGCGUGCUGCUGGAGUUCAGUCUCAACGGGGGCAUCAGCUGGAACCUGCUGACCGAGAUUUUCUACGACCAGUACAGCAAGCCAGGGUUCGUGAACGUGUUGCUGCCCCCCGCUGCGCGGGAGGAGGGAGUGCGUGUGCGCUGGUGGCAGCCACAGCACGACGGAGCCGACCACGGCGACUGGGCGCUGGACAACGUGCUCAUCGCCGGCUCCGACCCCCACGCUCAGAUCCUGGACACGUUCGGAGGGGUGGCCUUGCCCAAUCACGAGAGAGCGCCCGCUGAUGGAACACCUACCGGGCGAAUUGCUCUCCUUUCCGAGCCAGAGGAGAGUGCCACAGUGAGUGACCACUGGCUGUUCUCAGAGGACUGCUCGGUCCAGCGGUUCUGCGGCUCUCCGGACGGAGUGAUGGUCUGCGGUAGCGUGGACGGACGGGAGGUGUAUGCGGUCACUCAUGACAUCAUCCCCGACCGCGGCUGGGUCAUGCAGUUCAAGGUGGCGGUGGGCUGUGGUGCACCCGAGCGGCAGACGGAGAGGCAGGUGCACGUCCAGUAUUCGGUGGAUUUCGGGGUGUCCUGGAAGUACCUGGUGCCCCAGUGCCUGCCGGCCGACCCGCAGUGCGGAGGCCAGGUAUCCCAGCCUUCGGUCUUCUUCCCUGCUGAGGGGUGGAAGCGCGUGGUCUACCCGCUGCCCGACAGCCUGACCAACACGGCGGUGCGGUUCCGGUUCUACCAGCAGCACUCAGACACGCAGUGGGCGGUGGAGAACUUCUACAUCGGGCCGGCGUGCGAGGGGCAUUGUGGGGGACACGGAGACUGCCUGGACCAGCGCUGCCUCUGCGACCCGGGCUUCUCCGGGCCCAACUGCUACGCCAGCGCGCCGCUCAAGGCCUCUCUGAAGGAGCGCUUUGAUUGGGAGGGUGCUCCGGGACCCCAGUGGCAGAUUUUGGAAGGAGGGCGCCCCUGUACUGACUGCGGGGUGCUGGUGGAGGGGACCGCUCUGUACUUCGGGGGGUCCAAUGCCAGGCAGGCUGUCACUGUGGACCUGGAUCUCCGCGGGGCCAAGUUUGUGGAGUACUGGGCGAGGAUCGGCAGCAAGGACAACAUGACCAUGUGUCACCGGCCGACCUGUCGAAAAGAGGGGGUGCUGCUGGACUACUCCACGGAUGGAGGUGUGUCCUGGACCCUGCUGCAUGAGAUGGACUACCUCAAGUAUGUGUCUGUGCGGAGAGACUACAUCGCGCUGCCAGAGGGGGCGCUGUCCAACGCCACCCGACUGCGCUGGUGGCAGCCCUUCACCAUCUCCUCCGGCCUGGCCACGCCCAGCCUGGAGCGCGCUCAAUGGGCCCUUGACAACAUCCUGGUGGGCGGCUCUGACAUCAACCCCAGCACCCUGCUGGACACAUUCGACGAUGAGGGCGUGUCCCAUGAGGAGAGCUGGAGCUUCUACCCGAACGCCGUGCGUACGGCUGGUUUCUGCGGCAACCCGUCCUUCCACCUGUACUGGCCCAACAAGAACCAGGAUGGAACACACAACAUCCUGGCCACCCGAGAGCUCAUCGUCCAGCCGGGCUACAUCCUGCAGUUCAAGAUUGUGGUUGGCUGUGAAGCAGACAGCUGUGAGGACCAUCAUUCAGUGUUGUUGGAGUACAGGAAGGACGCCAGGUCUGACUCUUGGCAGUUGGUACAGUCCGAGUGCCUCCCCUCCUCUGUGAACAACGUGGGCUGCUCCCCCUUCCAGUUCCACGAGGCGACCAUCUACAGUCCUGUCAACAGCUCCAGGUGGACAAGGGUGACCGUGCAGCUGCCUGACCAUGUGUCCUCUGGUGCUACGCAGUUCCGCUGGAUCCAGAGAGAGGGCGCUGGCGAGCGGCACGGCUGGGGGGUGGACCAUGUGUAUAUUGGGGAGGCAUGUCCUGGGCUCUGCAGUGGGCAUGGCUACUGUACCACCGGAGCUGUGUGCAUCUGUGACGAGGGACAUCAUGGUGAUGACUGCUCCCUCUCCGGCAGCGACCUGCCCAGCUCCAUCAAGGACAACUUCGAGUCGGGCAGCGUGUCGGAGGAGAGCUGGCAGCUGAUCCAGGGAGGGGGCGUGGGCAGCGGGUGCGGCCAGCUCUCGCCCCACGCCCACGGGGACUCGCUCUACUUCAACGGGUGUAAGAUGAGGCAGGCGGUCACCAAGCCUCUCGACCUCACCAGAGCCAGCAAGAUCAUGUUCGUGCUGCAGAUCGGCAGCGCGGCUCAGACGGACAGCUGCAACGCGGCCCUGGACCGGCCCGACACCGUGGACCGGGCCGUGCUGCUGCAGUACAGCGUCAACAACGGGGUCAGCUGGCACGUCAUCGCCCAGCACCAGCCCAAAGACUUCACCAAGGCCCAGAGAGUGUCCUACAACAUCCCGCUGGAGGCUCGGGUGAAGGGGGUGGAGCUGAGGUGGUGGCAGCCUCGUCACGACGGCGCGGGUCACGACCAGUGGGCGCUGGACCAUGUGGAAGUCGUCCUAGUCAGCACCCGCAAACAAAACUACAUGAUGAACUUUGCACGACAGACCGGUCUACGCCAAUACUACAGCAGGAAGAGGCGGGCGCUGCGACAGCAAGCCUGAACAUAAGAGAGGGGUUCGCCCCAUGACCUGCCAAUCACACAUAAAGCCCCUCCUCCUCCCUCCCUUUUGCCCUGAUGACAUAACGCCCUGAUGAGUCCCACCCACCAGCGGAUUCCAAUCAGCCUUAGACCAUCCCACUCCCCUCUGACAGACACACGGGCCAUCCAGUUAGAAGCCUGGGAAGAUCUGCAGCUGCAGCCAAUGAAAAAAAAGGGCCUUCCCUGGGGGAGAGUGAAGGGAAGGACAGAGCAACAAAGUGGCCGUUUUUGUUUACUUUUCCAUGGACUUUUCAGGUUUAUAAUUGUUUUAUUAAUAUUAUUAUUAUUGCUGUUCUUGUUAUUAUUACAGUUAUAAUUGCAAUCCUAGCCCCCUAGCCUCCCCCCCCCCCACUCCUCUUUUACCACACUGUGAAGUAUAACGAAAUCACUGAGGAAGAGGAGAAACUGUGGAGCGACAUUUGAGAUGUCAGGUGGGACCAUCCGCACCUGUUUCCCGCAAGGACGGAGCUGAAGGCGGAAGACGA